Messenger RNA from Calliphora vicina (urban bluebottle blowfly), 1139 nucleotides. RefSeq names its product arginine-hydroxylase NDUFAF5, mitochondrial. Gene Ontology annotation, cellular component: mitochondrion. Lineage: Eukaryota; Metazoa; Arthropoda; Insecta; Diptera; Calliphoridae. The transcript is spliced from 5 exons. Bases 54 to 1073 code for a protein of 339 amino acids. Gene Ontology annotation, biological process: mitochondrial respiratory chain complex I assembly. Gene Ontology annotation, molecular function: S-adenosylmethionine-dependent methyltransferase activity. The record is from RefSeq and is a predicted model, not a curated record.
UGGUUGAAUUUUUAUAAAGUUGUUAGACUGAAUUAUAAUAGAAAAUAAACACAAUGUUAAGUAAUUUUCACAGAUCAAACUUCAAGCAAUUAAGUUUAAUAAGAUAUGUGUUAAAUCGACUUGAAAAUGUGACACACCGUUAUAGUACACAAGCAAUAUUUCAAAAUAUAUUUGAUAGGAAUUCCAAAAAGCUACAAAAGGAAAGAGCUGCGAAAAGUGAAGAUGUGGAGUUAUAUGAUUACCUCAAAGAAGAGGUCGGUUAUAGAGUGGCUGAUCGAGUAUUUGAUAUCAAAAGGGAAUUUAAAAACGCUGCAGACUUAGGUUGUAAUCGUGGCUUCUUAUCACGACACAUUUUGGCCGAAAGUGUAAAACAUUUAACCUUAUGUGAUAUUAGCCCUACUAUGCUUGCUCAGGCCCAAGGAACACCUGGCUUAGAAAUUAAAAAAUUGGAACUAGAUGAAGAACAAUGGAACUUUCCAGAAAAUUCUUUGGAUUUAGUAAUUUCAUCGUUGAGUCUUCAUUGGGUCAACGAUUUGCCAGGCUGCUUUAGUAAAGUAAUAAGGAGUCUAAAACCCGAUGGUGUAUUUAUUGCGUCAAUGUUCGGUGGCGAUACUCUAUAUGAAUUGAGAUCUUCAUUACAACUGGCUGAGUUGGAAAGAAAAGGUGGUAUAGCUCCUCAUAUAUCACCAUUUACUCAGAUUCGAGAUGUUGGUUCAUUACUUAAUCGGGCAGGUUUUACCAUGCUCACCAUAGAUACUGAUGAGAUUGUCAUAGGCUAUCCUACUAUGUUUGAACUUAUGUGGGACCUUAAAGGUAUGGCUGAAAAUAAUGCAGCAUUUAAUCGACCCAUACACUUAAGCAGAGACACCAUGAUGGCUGCCAGCGCCAUCUACAAGGAAAUGUAUAAGAAGGACAACGGUAUUCCGGCUACAUUUCAGAUAAUUUAUUUUGUCGGUUGGAAACCGGGACCUGAUCAACCUACUCCACUGCCAAGAGGUUCUAGUGAUGUAUCAUUAAAAGAUCUGGGCAAAAUGAUAGAGAGUAGUGCAAAUAAAACAAAGAAAAAGAAUUAAACAAGACUGUUGACAAUAAAUUUACAUUUGUGCAAUUACAUAUGUAUAAAUGUGUGUAUGUUUACA